AUGAUCCGCAUCUGUUGCGUGAUCUACCACAGAACGCGAUCAACGAAAAGAUGUAUCUGGGGGAUUCAUCCAAGUUGAAGACACUGGGGGUUGUGUGGGACGCUGCACAGGAUCUCAUACAAUACUCAGUUAAAACAACGACGCCUCCAACCAGUAUCACAAAACGAUACAUUUGUUCGGAGAUCGCGAAAAUAUACGAUCCAUUAGGAUUUCUCGGCCCCGUCAUCACCACCGCAAAACUACUUUUGCAAAAGAUUUGAGUUCUGAAGGUGAAAUGGGACGAAUCGCUAUCCGAUGGACAUCCAUUCCGAAUGGACGCGAUACUACGCAGAACUUCCGCUUCUCAACAACGUAAGCUUCAAACGGAACACCGGCAUCAAGGCAGCUACUGAGAUCCAGCUCUAUGGAUUCUGCGACUGCUACGGCGCGAACAUAUACCUUCGAACUAUCGAUAAAGAGGGUCACUUGCAGGUAAGCCUACUGAUCGUAAAAUCCAAGGUGGCUCUAUUGAAGCAACAGACAAUCCCACGCCUUGAACUCUGCGACGCGGUACUCCUUGCAACACUAGCCACCACAGUUGAACAGAGUUUAUGUAUUGACGUCAACAUUUCUGUGGACAGAUAGCACCGUCUUAUUGCACUAGAUCAAUCGAUCUCCACACACUUCAAACAUUUGUUGCGAAUCGCGUCGCAGAGAUUCAACGCCUCACAAACGGAGCAGAGUGGUGACAUGUCGGAACAUCAAAGAAUUCAGCCGAUCUGAUCUCGCGAGAUCAGUCCCCGACAGAGUUUCUACGGCCAUCCAAUUGGCAAAACAGUCCUGA
Molecule: messenger RNA, 823 nt
Organism: Heterotrigona itama
Lineage: Eukaryota; Metazoa; Arthropoda; Insecta; Hymenoptera; Apidae
Source: the annotation of a GenBank genome assembly